This is a messenger RNA of Didymodactylos carnosus, 1722 nucleotides long. The record is from the annotation of a GenBank genome assembly. NCBI's taxonomy places the organism in Eukaryota, Metazoa, Rotifera, Eurotatoria, Philodinida, Philodinidae.
AUGCUAUCAUUUGCAGUUCAACGUCAACGAAUAGUAGACGUUCGAUUAACAGAUGAAACCAAUACACAAGCUCAAACAGAAUUAGCAUCCAUUAAAAAUCAAAUGUUAAAUAAAUUCGACUAUUUACCAGAUACAGGCAAUGGUGAAUUUAAAUUUAUUCAAAGUGAAUGUCGAGUUCGAUGGACAGAUGGUAAAAAAUUCAUCUAUCCAGCUAAUACAAUUUAUCCACGGCCAUCAUUUUUAUUACCAAUAUCAAAAUUAUUACAAUAUGCAUAUGUUCAACAACAAGAUGAUGAUAAUACAGAAGCAAAAGGACUUUGGAAUUUAUUAUUACAAACAAUUUAUCAAACAUUUACAAGGCAUUUGGAAAAUUCAACAUCAAAUCUUGAUUUAGCAAAUAGUGAUGUAAAAUAUUUUUUUGUCUAUUUUUGGGCUUCUGAAGACGAACAGAUACGAGAGACAGGAGCAAAACUUAUUACGACAUUUAUCAAGGAAUUACCUAUUUCAACGGAUGAAAACCUUACACCGUUAUUAUCAUGUUCAAUUAUUGAAAAAUUUUUUCAAUCUAUGAUUAAUAAUGAAAAACAUUCCAUUAAGGAAAGUUUAUUUAAUGAAUGUUUGCAGCCAUCAUUGAAUUGGUCAAUUGGUGAUUUAUGUUCACUAUUGACGACAUUAGCUAUGAAUCUAAGCGAAAUUUCAGCAUUACGAAAUGAAAAUCUCGAUUCUCGUCAUGUAUGGUAUCAAUUCUUUGUUAGUUUAAUGAAUUGUAAUCUUGAUCGACUCUCAUCAUCAAUAAUAAAAAUGAAUCCGAAUUUUAUCGAACUUUGUCGACAAAUUCAAACAUCAUUAUUCAAACGAUUAUUUCAACCAACAAUAGAAAAUUCAUUUCAAAUUUUAAAAUUUAUGAUUAAAAAUUGUACAAAAGAUUGGAUUAAAAUUCUAUUAGAAAUUAUCGAUCAACAAAUUGAAGACAAUCACGUACGAGAAAAUAUACAUGAGUUAUUGAAGGACUCUCUCGAUUAUAGACAAUUGUCAAGAUUAUUUAAUUUUGUACUUCGAUCAAAAGAACAAGUUUUAAUUAAAUAUUGGUUCAAACAAUUAUUGACACUGGUGUUAUUAACAAAUGAUAAUUUAAAUGAAGAAGAAAUUCUUAAAUAUACUUCAUCCAAUGAUGAUGAACAAUCAUCAUUUAAUCUACAACCAUCAUCUAUAAUGAAACUCAUUGGCAUGUACACUUAUGAACUUAUUGAAUUAUUACAUGAAAAAUUCGAUCAUGCAAUGAAUUUAAUUUCGUUAUCAACAUUUACUUUUCUUUCAGCAUACAUUCAACAAUCUUUACCUAUUUGUAUUCAAUGUCUAUUACAUAAAAAUUCUCGUAUACGUGUAUCAAUCGCUCGCUUAGUUGGUCGUGCAUUAAAUAUGCAAUCAGAUGAUCUUACAAAACUUUUACAGAGUUUACAAGAUUCAAAUACUGAAGAUAUCAAUAUGACAACUGUAACAACAUUAAACUUAUUUAAUGAACAACAACGAUCAAUUACAAAAAUGCAAAUUGCGCCAGUACAUCUUUUAGAACGUGAAAAAAAACGUUCGAAAUCUCAAAUACCUUUUCGUACGAUUAAACGAUCGGAUUUUGAAACAUUAUCUAAGCAUUUGAAAUCAUUAACUAAUUUUGAUGAUAGUUCAAAAACUGAUACAACUAAUUUAGAUACAGUAAAAAUUUAA